Molecule: messenger RNA, 1824 nt
Organism: Penicillium antarcticum
Lineage: Eukaryota; Fungi; Ascomycota; Eurotiomycetes; Eurotiales; Aspergillaceae
Product: heat shock protein 70
Exons: 1
Coding region: 1-1824 (607 amino acids)
Biological process (GO): vesicle-mediated transport; cellular response to unfolded protein; protein refolding
Cellular component (GO): cytoplasm; plasma membrane; nucleus
Molecular function (GO): ATP hydrolysis activity; heat shock protein binding; ATP-dependent protein folding chaperone
Source: RefSeq, a predicted model, not a curated record
AUGGGGCGUGCAGUUGGAAUUGACUUGGGUACCACCUACUCCCGCGUAGGGGUUUUCCGCAAUGAUCGGUUUGAAAACAUCGCGAAUGACCAGGGAACCCGUAAUACCCCUUCAUUAGUCGCCUUCACCGACAGACAGCGCCUGAUUGGGAACGCUGCCAAUGGCCUAUUUCCGGUGAACGCGCAGAACACCAUUUUCAAUGCUAAGCGUCUCAUCGGCCGACGCUUUCAUGACCCCGAGGUGCAGGUUGAUAAGCAGCGCUGGCCUUUUAAGGUCAUCGACCAAGACUCGAAGGCCGUUGUGGAAGUCGGCUUCAAAGGCGCGACCAAGCAUUUCACGCCCGAAGAAAUCUCGUCCAUGAUCCUUGCCAAGCUUCGUGAGACCGCGGAGGCUUAUCUGGGCGAGACUGUCACCGACGCUGUGAUCACAGUCCCUGCGUCUUUCGGUGACUCCCAGCGGCAGGCCACCAAGGACGCCGGGCUCAUUGCUGGCCUCAACAUCCUCCGAAUCCUGAACGAGCCGACUGCCGCCGCCGUGGCCUAUGGCCUCUGCAAAAAGAUACCAGGGGAGCACCGUGUUCUGGUUGUCGACAUGGGCGGUGGAACGUUCGACGUGUCGCUCUUAGCGAUCGAAGACGGGAUCUUUGCAGUCGAAGCUACCGCUGGUGAUACCCAUCUUGGUGGCGAGAAUUUUGACACUCGCCUCGUCAAUCACUUUGCGGCCGAGUUCCAACGCAAGCACAACAAAGACCUGACUACCGAUGCCCGGGCCCUCUGGCGCCUCCAGACGGCCUGUGAGCACGCCAAACGAACGCUGUCAUCUGCCACCCAGGCAUCCAUCGAGAUCGACUCGCUUCUUGAGGGGAUUGAGUUUAACAUCUCCAUCACACGCGACCAAUUUGAAGAUCUCUGCCACGAUCUCUUCCGCCGCAUCAUGGAGCUUGUCGAGCAGGUUCUCCGGGACGCAGAGACUGACAAGCCCUCCGUCCAUGAGAUUGUUCUGGUUGGCGGCUGCACGCGGAUCCCCAAGAUACAGGCGCUCAUUUCGGACUUCUUCCAAAAAGAGGCAAACCAGUCUGUGAACCCUGAUGAGGCCGUCGCACAUGGUGCCGCUAUCCAGGCUGCGGUUUUGUCGGGCGACACCUCCUCGAAAUCCAUCAGGGACAUUCUGCUUCUUGAAGUUGCUCCAUUAUCCCUCUGGAUUGAAACAGUGGACGGUGGCAAGGCCUCGCUGAUCAAGCGCAACACUACCAUUCCCACUACGAAAUCCGGGGUUUUCUCAAUCUACUCCGACAACCAGUCCAGUAUUUUGAUCCAGGUUUUUGAGAGCGAGCGAUCUGGCGCCGAAGACAGCAAACUGCUUGGCAAGAUUGAACUUUGUAGAACAACCAAAGCUCCACUGGGUGUGCCCCAGAUUCGAGUCACCUUUACCGUGGAUGCCAACGGUAUUACGGGGAUCUCCGCGAUCGAGAAAGGCCCCGAUAAGCCCUCUCAAGUCACUGUGGCUUACGACAAAGGCCGUCUCAAUGAGAUGGAUAUUGAGCGUAUGCUUCUGGAGGCUAAGAAGUACAAGGAGGACGACGAUGCUGAGAUUGCCCGUAUCCAAGCCAGAAGUAGCCUCGAGUCCCGCGCCUACGCUCUCAACAGCGCCGUCACUGAGGGCAAGCCGCCCAUGCCCGACGAACAAAAGAAAAACAUUCAGGCCAGGGUCUUUGGGAUCAUGUGUUGGCUCAGUACAAACCAGGCUGCCGAACGAGAUACGUUGGCAUUGAAGCAACAAGAACUAGAAGGCAUGGUCGUUGGCUUGGAUUUGCCUCUCUUAUAA